GCUAGCUUGAGGCUUACGGUUUAUUGUUGUAAAUAGAAUGGGAACUGUGAAACUGAGUUAACCAUAGGUUUAGGUGAAGGCUGCGCCGUACAUUGUGUCAUAAAGCGAACAUAUACGUACCGGAGUUCGACGGGACGAGAAGAGAGUAUCGUUGUACUGAGAAAAGACUACACAGUCGGCCAUAGUGGAAACUGAAGUGCUCUCUACUGAAAAGUAUACUAUUGUUAAGGUUACGUAGUGCAGAUAUUUCUUCAACGUGAUGUGACUGAACGUAGAAAAGACAGGCCAUAAAACGUGUUCCAGUGCGAUGGCAAUCCUGCGAUAAAUGGAUCAUCCGUGGGGCAUGUCAUUCAUUUGAUUAGGUGUCCAUUAGUAAGAUCAGCAGCGUGAAGGAACCACCGCACCAAGACAGGAUGGGUAAAACUACCAGCAAACUGGAUAAACGGCGCUCCCAGAGCAUUUCCUGGAGCUACAAAUUUGGUACGGCCAGCCGACGGAAGAAGCAUGCCGCCCUCGUUAUCACCUCGCUGCCCCACAUGGAGUUGGGCGAAUGGUUGCAGCGGCUCGACCUGGCCGAGUAUGGUGAUAAAUUCAGAUCGUUUAAUGGCGUGGAGGAGCUACUGUUUCUCGGCGAGGCGGACAUUAAAAAGCUCGGCAUCCGCAAUAACGCACACCGGGCCCGGAUCGUCAGUAGUUUGGUGGCGUUGCGAGAGAAACUCGUCCAAGAGUCGCACGUGAAGGCAGCGCAAAAGAAUGGAGCGGAUCCGUAUCAGAACAGGGCACAGAUGCGGCACAGUGUGGCAGUGGAUGGUGCUAGGAGUGUGAAAACGUACAGCACGGCAACCGAAAAUGAUAGCAUCUAUGAAUGUCUGACGCCGGCGAACACCAAGCAGAGUAAGAGCUGUGGCGAUCUGUUAGAUAUGGAAACGACACCGGACGGCGGAAAUGAAGCCGUUGCACUGAAGAAAGCGCUCGAGUGGGAGCUAUCGCUGGAUUCGCGCGAUCUACGAUCACACGCCUGGUACCAUGGGCCGAUUCCGCGGCAACGGGCGGAAGAGAUCGUCCAGCGGGAGGGGGACUUCCUGGUGCGGGACUGUGUGUCACAGCCGGGCAACUAUGUGCUCACGUGCAAAACGAAGGGACCGACGUUACACUUCGUGAUCAACAAGCUGCUGCUUCAACCGGAAACCGUAUACGAGCGUGUACAGUAUCAGUUCGAGGAUGAUGCCUACGAUACAGUUCCUGAUUUGAUUACCUUCUACGUAGGCUCGGGAAAAUCCAUAUCGGUCGCAUCGGGAGCAAGAAUUCAAUUUCCGUGCAACCGAACGUACCCGCUCUCGUUCUACGCCGGCAAGUGUCCACAGAAUGCGGCCGGUAUGGCGGGCAUACGGGGGCCCAGCCCACUCAACUCACCCUCACCGGUACCUUCGUCGCCGGGUUUUAGGUAUAAUCCGUACACGCAGCAAACCAGCACCUACCGCAGCCCGAUGUCAUCGCCACCGAGAACAAAGCGCGAAACACCGCCACGGUUGCCGAGCAAAAAGCAACGCUCCCAAUCGCUCACACCACUGCACGGUGGACAGAGUGGACAGCAGAAGUACAGCAGUGCGGACGGUGUCAUUAGCAGCAACAGCAGCAGCAACGGUGGAACGGAAGGUAAAUCAAACACGGCGAAGCCAUCGCGACUUGUGGAUAUGCCGGAAAAGUGCAACAGUGCUGAUGGAGUGAUACACGGCAACGAUGCCUCGGCGAGUAAUGGACGAUCGAUGCCGGGCGAGGAGAAGAGCUCGAGUGCGGACGGGGUAGUGGUAAAGUCCCAAACACUUACCCGUCCCAACUCGACCGAUCCGAACGGGUUGGGAUCGUUGAAAAGUAGCUCCCAAUCAUUGCCCCGCUCGGCUAGUCUACGGUCGUCCCAAGGGAAGCUAAGUUCGCGAGCGUCCAGCAUUAACAAGGAACCUAGCGAACACUCUCUGAGCCCAUGCAUCGAGCAGAGACAGUUCGCCGAGGAAGAGGAACACCAACAACCACCAAGUCCUCCGCCGAAACCGAUACGCGGCGGUGGCGGAACCCUACAACGGCGCGACUCCAUGAAGGACUCGGACACACAAUCCGUACAGGGCGGUGCUACUCACGGUGGCCGUGGUGGGAUGGGAUCGUACCAUCCGAGUGGUUCCGAUUCCGGCAAUGGUUCGGGUGAUUCGGCACAAAGUUCCGCCACCGGUGAGGAACUGGCCUUGCCUGCCCGCGGUGUUGGUGGGGUCGUACUAAGGAAUCCUCGCUUUAUACCCACCUCCCUGUCGUCGGUUACGUUACGCUCACAUGCAGAGAUUGAUCCCGUAGCAGCAGAAGAGGCCCUGAUGGCGAUGCAAUUACCCAGCUAUGAGCAGGUGUCGCGGUUUGAUCUGGAAAACUUCAACACACUGCUGCUGCCGUUCUGUGACUGUAAACCACUGGACAGUGGAACGCUCAACACCGUCCGGAUGAUGCUGUGCGAGUCUGGACCACGUGUCAUUGCGAACCAUCUGACGCGGGUUGACAUUGGAUUAAUAUUAGAGAAAGAUGAAACCCGAAAGGAUGAUCCACUGAGCUGUACCGGUUUGGAAUUGAUCACACUCGAGCAGGGCAAGCAGUACCGAUUGGAUUUGAUCGAACGCACCGAAUGCAUGAAGCUGCUCGUUGCUGUUACCAUCCUAACCUGCCAAAGUGAUCUGGAACGGGCGGAAACGCUCAACAAAUGGAUCCAGAUAGCGGUGGAAACGAAAACUGCCUUGGGUAAUCUGUUUGGGUUUAGUGCCAUCAUGUUGGGACUCUCGAUGCCGCAGAUUCAAAAGCUAGAACCCACCUGGCACACAUUGCGUCAAAAGUUCACCGAUAGUGCAUUCAACUUUGAGGCUAAGCUAAGGCCUACGCUUAACAGCAUGAACGACUGCUCGAAUCCACAGGCUCCGAACACGACCAUCCCACACAUACUGCCGUACGUACUGGUUAAGGAUCGCACAAUAAAUGAUGUCUUCGCAAACACAUCAAGCCCAUGUCCUUCGUUGAUUGCUUCAUGUGUCACACCGUGGGAAACCAUCACACAGGACUUUGGCUUUUCCGUACUGUUUGCUCACCUGGAUGCGGCACGCAGCGUCAUCAACAAUAUUUCACUCUACAAAAAGAACGCUCAAACGAUCAUGCAGGACACUAGCCGGUUGGAUCCCCUGAUGGAGGAUGCUUUCAAGACUGAAUUUCAGAUGAAAUUCCUGUGGGGUAGUAAGGGUGCACUAGUGCCAGCUGAGGAGCGUCACGCCAAAUUCGAACACGUGCUCACCGUAAUGGCGGAGAAGUUCUGCGGUGAUCCAUCGGCCGGUUAAGGUACGGAACUACUGAUGUGAAUAGUACACCCGCCAGGCCAGAAUGCUACAACGCAUCCAUCUCAGUUUUCAUCUCUAAUACUACUGCUACUACAACUACCACUACUACUACUACUACUAAUACUACUUCAUCGAUCCUGAUGCGUAACCUUUUGCUAUGGGAAUUGAGCAAACACACUUACACACCGUAGGUUACAAUAUUUUUUUGAUGUACAAAAAUUAACUACUAAAUAAAUUAGUAAAGAGCAAAACAAAAAGGGAUAAAAAGGAAACUUACACAAUAGAUAAAAAUGUAGCGACAUUCUAUUUCGAAUAAUACUCAAAUUGAUAGACAAUUUGCGAGAAAUGAUUUUGAAAUCAGAAGAAAAAUCCACAUCAAACCACGAAUCAAACAAUAAGGAUAUACAUUUGGCAUACAGCGGAAUAGAGGUGAACUAAAGCGAACUAAACUAAAUGGACAGAUAAAUGAACUUUGCUGCGACACAUUGUUGGGCUAAUUUGCAAACGACCAAAAAUCACAGCUUUUUUUUAAAUAUUGCUAAUUUAUUGCUGUUAUUUUAACAAACAGCAAGUAAAUAACGCAACAGUAUACUGCCAAAUGAAGCAACGAUCAAUACACGAACUAGCAAACACCGCAUUUCUUUAGAAGGCUCUGGUGGCAGGCAAAGACGACGGUUCAAGGGAUUCCAGUCCCAUACCGGGGCAUUAGCCGACUACACAGUAGGACCGACCGGACUAUUAGCGCAUAAUUCAGCAACAUAAGAACCUAGUAGAAGUUUAUAUCGAAUUGAAACAUUGAAAAGUGCAUCCCGGCACAGACCGAUGAACGGCAUCCGACUAUAAUAGCCGAUGUAUGUGUGUGGUGGUAGAAGAAAGAUUAGAUGAAAAGUUGUGUAAAAUCUAGUCAAAAUAUACCAAACCACGUUUACGAUACACAUUGAUUCAUAAUCGAAAAGAUAAAAGUGAGAUGGGGCAGGAGUUGCUUGAUUUUUCAUUUUGCGGAUAUUGUUUUUUUGUUUCAAGCCAAUUUGUAUUGUAUGGUGAGCGACUUUAUAAAGGCAAUGCAUACAAUUUUCUACCGCAGCAUUCUGAAAGCGCAUCAAUCGAUACAGUUUUAAGGGGAAGGAACAGGAGCGUACACAUUUUCUAAAACGAAAAGAAAGUAUAUUAAUAACAUUUUGUGAACAUUCUAUCGAUCAACUUUGGGGACGGGAUACGGUAUAAAAUGGACGUAAGAGAGCAGAAUCAAAUGUAUGUAUAUGAUGUACUAGAGUGAACCAUAACUAACUACUAUCAUUAUCUAUUCGAAGGCGUGCGGAGAAGGAAGCAUCAGGAACCAAUCACUUUACGUUUACGCACUAUACAAAUACAAGCAAUAUGUAAUAGUGGUAUAAAGCGCGGUUAGCGAUUCUUUUCCCUACAAGGCAUCUGGUUUAUAAAACCAUCACAGAAAUAUCAUAAUCUAUCAGCAAACAGAAAACCGAAACGAAUGCAGUCGGUACUGGAUCUUACAUACCGAAGAGUGUCAAGUUUACGUUUUCCUCAGGUGUAGCGUUUAGAUUGCAGAGAGAUGAUAAGAAUGUUCUACAAAAAAAAAACAUAUUUUACGUUUCGCACGAUUGUUACCAUAAAAAAACACACUUAAAGCUCAAGUUGAAUGUGUUAACAAACUAUCACCUAGAGUAUGUGUUUAACGUCAUCGUCAGCUACGUUUAUGUAUCCUUUAUUUUCCCUUUAUUGAACUUUGUGUUGUGGAACCGAAAGGACCCGAACCUAUUAAAAUCAAGAGAAAAUACACCGAGAUUUAUCAACCGGCAAGAAGGACGAAUAAUAUUUCAAUCUAGUGUUGAGGGCUAAAUGAACCGCCAGCACGAUUAAUACACAGAGGAAGGUUUAUCAACGGCAUAGGUGUUUGUAACUUGUUUGAUAAUAAUGUUUAGUGCAUGAACUAUAUACAUAAGGGGAAUCAAAAUAGAACAAAACACAAAAGGGAACCUAUGAUGAAAUCUUUUACAACCUAGGCCGCAUAAAACGAUGGGCGCAUUCAACCCUUGUACUUCCGCGAUAUGGUGCAGACUAAUGGCUAAGAGAGACGAGAUAUGGAUAUAUAGGCAUGAAUGAAUUUCAAACCGUUUGAGUUUCGCGUUUCACUAAAACCGGGCAAAUAGAAGAAUCGUCAAGAUUGAGGAGUGACUGGGGCUAAUCUGCCGCAAAUGGGUGGUAUGCAACUGAAAAGUAUUAUAUAUAUACAUAGUUAUGGAAACAAAGUACUUGUCAUGAUGAUAUGUUGUACAAAAUGCUCCAGUAUUGCAGGGUUUUUGGAGGUUAGAAUUAAAUACUAGCAUAUUACUUAUAUAGCCUCAUACUUAAGCUGAGGUAAACAGGCAUAAUAAGACCUAUCAAAUGGUAGGUGAACGUUAAAGUUGCAGAAGUAACGUGGUGGCAUUUCAUUCUGACCUUCUAACACCUUCAAUACUUCUAUUCAAGAAUGGUAAAGAAGAAAAGUUACGGCAAAUGGAACCUAAUGUAUGAAAAUAAAUUAUUUAAUGCGACUACACUACGUAU
Anopheles moucheti is the source of this 5924-nucleotide messenger RNA. RefSeq names its product breast cancer anti-estrogen resistance protein 3 homolog. The record is from RefSeq and is a predicted model, not a curated record. Lineage: Eukaryota; Metazoa; Arthropoda; Insecta; Diptera; Culicidae. The transcript has 14 exons. Gene Ontology annotation, biological process: small GTPase-mediated signal transduction; positive regulation of peptidyl-serine phosphorylation. Bases 414 to 3359 code for a protein of 981 amino acids. Gene Ontology annotation, molecular function: phosphotyrosine residue binding; guanyl-nucleotide exchange factor activity.